CGACCGACUCACAGAGCGAUCCUGUUACUUUACUGUUCCUAAUUAUCGCAUAGUACGUUCCUUGGUCUUGAAUUAACUAUGGCUAUUGCUGCAGUAGGACAACUAUGUUCAACCGCCAGUAUGGCGGGCAACUUGGCCCAAUGUCGAAUGCUGGUACAGAAAGCAGUUAAGGCUGGGGCAAAAGCAUUAUUCCUUCCUGAAGCCGCAGACUAUAUCGGGUCUUCGCCAGCCGAGACUAUAUCACUAGUUCGCUCAGUGCAAGACAGUGAAUUUGUUUUGGGUCUCCAAAAGGAAGCUCAAGAAGCUAAUUUGCACAUCAAUGUUGGGAUACAUGAGCCGGCUCCCAAUGGAAAGGUAAAAAAUACACUUAUUUGGAUUGAUGAUAAAGGCGUUAUUACACAGCGCUAUCAGAAAAUCCACCUAUUCGAUGUGGAUAUCAAAGGUGGCCCCGUCUUAAAAGAAAGCUCGAGCGUUGAGAAAGGGAUGGAGAUACUGCCGCCGUUUGAUAGCCCAAUUGGACGUGUUGGUCUAUCAAUCUGUUUUGAUCUACGGUUCCCGGAAAUUGCUCUUGCUUUGAAACGCCAGAAUGCUCAGAUAAUUACUUAUCCGUCAGCAUUUACAGUUCCGACAGGAAUGGCACAUUGGGAAACUCUGCUUCGAGCCAGAGCCAUUGAGACGCAGUCCUAUGUGAUAGCCGCUGCUCAGGCAGGUCCACACAAUGAGAAAAGGCGAAGUUAUGGUCAUUCGAUGAUUGUAAAUCCCUGGGGAGAGGUUGUAGCUAAACUCGGUGAUGAAUACGAGGAACCACAGAUCGCAUAUGCGGAGAUCGAUUUGGCCCUUUUGGAGAAGGUGAGAAGAGAAAUGCCUUUACUUAGAAGGACAGAUGUGUACCCCGAAGUAUAAAACCUUAUAAAGGGGGGGCGAUCGAGUCAAGAGAGAUGUAAGCAUAUUCUUUAGUUUUAAGAUCAUAUAUCUCAGCAAUUCAUAUCCUACUUAUUAGUUUUAGCAGUAAUGACUAUCCGCAGGCAAGAAACAAUAAAGUCUAUAAGCAAUUGCCUUUUUUUUUCUUCCCUUUUUGUGGCUUUGAUGUGCAAGCUUCCGGGAGGAAUAAUUCACAAUGUAAGAUAGCAGGUACAUGCGGAGAAAAAGAAAAAAUCGAAGAACACGAAACAAAU
Molecule: messenger RNA, 1175 nt
Organism: Aspergillus ochraceoroseus IBT 24754
Lineage: Eukaryota; Fungi; Ascomycota; Eurotiomycetes; Eurotiales; Aspergillaceae
Product: carbon-nitrogen hydrolase family protein
Exons: 5
Coding region: 79-903 (274 amino acids)
Molecular function (GO): hydrolase activity, acting on carbon-nitrogen (but not peptide) bonds, in linear amides
Source: RefSeq, a predicted model, not a curated record